Molecule: messenger RNA, 1354 nt
Organism: Tachyglossus aculeatus (Australian echidna)
Lineage: Eukaryota; Metazoa; Chordata; Mammalia; Monotremata; Tachyglossidae
Gene: HEYL
Product: hes related family bHLH transcription factor with YRPW motif like
Exons: 5
Coding region: 366-1349 (327 amino acids)
Biological process (GO): anterior/posterior pattern specification; Notch signaling pathway; circulatory system development
Cellular component (GO): nucleus
Molecular function (GO): RNA polymerase II cis-regulatory region sequence-specific DNA binding; protein dimerization activity; DNA-binding transcription factor activity, RNA polymerase II-specific
Source: RefSeq, a predicted model, not a curated record
AAAAAGAGUGUGGGAGAGGAGCAAUUGAACGACAAGAAACCAGAGGAUAGGUGGAGGGGGUUGGAGAGACAGCAUUCCCACUCCCCAAAGACGGGUGGAAGCGAUUUUGGUAGUGGUGGUGGUGGGUUUUGCCAGCCAGACAAAGGAGCAGAGAGGGCUAGGGGUGUCACUGGGAGGGGAGGAGGUGGGAAGGAGGAGGGGGCUAGUCUCAAUCAGGGCUGCCUCCUUAUUCCAUCUGGCUUCAGCCCCCACCUCUUCCCAGGGCUCUGUGUGUGUGUGUGUGUGUGUGUGUGUGUGUGUGUGUGUGUGUGUGUGUGUGUUUGCACACACACCCCAGAGGGGCACUCGAUUUGCUGCCGCUGACCAUGAAGAGGCUAUGCGAGGAGACCUCUUCGGACACCGAAUCGGAUGGAAUCAUAGAUGUGGGAAAAGAAGAAUACAGCCAAAUAUCCAGGUCUGUUUCCCCAACCACUACAUCUCAGAUGCAAGCCAGGAAAAAGCGGAGAGGGAUUAUAGAGAAACGGCGACGAGACCGGAUCAACAGCAGUUUGUCCGAACUCCGGCGCCUCGUUCCCACUGCCUUCGAGAAGCAGGGCUCUUCCAAACUGGAGAAAGCCGAAAUCCUACAGAUGACGGUCGACCAUUUGAAAAUGCUCCACGCUACAGGAGGGACGGGAUUCUUCGACGCCCGGGCCCUGGCAGUGGAUUACAGAAGCAUCGGUUUCCGCGAGUGCCUGACUGAAGUGGUCAGAUAUCUGGGGAUCCUCGAGGGACAGAGCAGUGCCGAUCCCAUCCGCAUCCGGCUCCUCUCCCACCUGAACAACUACGUUUCCGAAAUGGAGCCGUCGCCGGUGGCCACGGCCCUCCUGCCCUUUCAGACCUGGCCCUGGUCCUUCCUGCAAGGUGGGCCGGCGCCCGCCGGGCUUGCCAGCCGAGUCCAGGUGCCCCGGCGGGAACCAGCCCCGGGCCUGGCUCUCUUGACUGCUUCCUCCCUCGCCUACCCCGGCCCGACUCCAAGAUCGGCUCCUCUCCGUCGGCUGCCCGGCGCCGUCCUGCCCACCCGCCGUGGCCUCCUGCCCAGCCGGGCGGGCUCCUCGUCUCGGAGGGGUCGGUCUGCUGGGGCACCGGUGGCCCCCGGAGGCCCCCCGAGGGCCACGGCGUCCAAGGACAGCCAAGUCACCGCGGCGGCGGCCUUCCUUCUCUCCUCUUCUGCCUCGGCCACAGCGGCCGGGCCCCCGCUUUACACAACCCCGCCAGCUGUGUUGAAUCCUUCUCCCCAGGGGCUGGCCGUCAGGGUUGCCGCUGCUAGACUCUGCCGCUCCUGGGCCACCGAAAUCGGGGCUUUCUAAUUUGG